AUGUUUGAAAAUAGAAUUCAAAACAUGACCAGAAAAUUAAAUAAUGUAGCAGAUCAAUUGAAUGACAUAGCAUCAGAAAAUAGAAAAGAUUUUGGAUUGGUAGGUUUACUCUUUUGCUUAGACGAACUUACACAACAGCUAGAAAAUUUAGAAGAAGCUAUUGUUUUGGCCCAACAUGGCAUCCCGAGUAGCAGAAUCAUCACCGCUGCGGAGAUGACGAAGAUCCAAAGUCUCCUGGAAGGAAGUGGUCUCAUCGUAGGAGCCCUAGAUUUCGCUAGUGCUUACGUCGUGUCAUCAAAGGAAUCAAUUGCCUACAUCUUGAAGAUUCCAAGGAUCAAGGAUGCGGAAUAUAGUCUCAACUACAUUGAACCGGUAACAUUCAACAACUCACGCAUUCACAUAUCAACAAACUAUUAUCUGCAAGGACAGACAUCAUUUGCCUUAAAAUCAUUAUGCACGAUGAGCAGAAAUAUUUACAUCUGUUCAAACUCACAACUGGAGCCAAUGACAAGUUGUAUUCAACAGCUGAUGAAAGGUGAGCCAACCCAAUGCCCUAUGGAACGUACAUACACCAACAAUAUCAUUAAAAGAAUCGACGAUUCAAAUAUCAUAAUCAAUGAUGCGGAAGUAACAAUAACUUCGAACUGCUCAUUGAACAACAGAAAACUCAAGGGUUCUUUCCUUGUCCAGUUUUCCAACUGUACAAUUUUUAUCAACGACGAAAUGUACUCAAACGUUAACAAGGAGAUCCGGUUGGCAUCGUUCACACCAACCACGGGAUUGAAGGUAAAUUCUACAGCGCUGGUGAACAAAUUCCCUAUCGAAUAUUUACAGACAUUACAUUUGGAACAACGUGAUCAUAUCGAUCACAUCAACCUAAAGACGGACAAUAUACAUUGGAAGCUCAAGCUCAUCGGGUGGUCAUCGCUUGGUUUUGGCUUGUUAAUAUCAAUCAUUCUUAUCACAAAGGUAUCAUUCUGGAUCUGGAAAAUGACUGUACCGAGAUCAUCAACAUCCUGUCGGGAGGAACUUCAAGACCAUCGUAGCGAGGAGAUAACAACGGAACCGGAGAGGAGAGAGUACCCGAAGAUUUCAAUGGUGCCGCAGGCGUAA
Messenger RNA from Ochlerotatus camptorhynchus, 1113 nucleotides. RefSeq lists its product as uncharacterized. Bases 1 to 1113 code for a protein of 370 amino acids. Lineage: Eukaryota; Metazoa; Arthropoda; Insecta; Diptera; Culicidae. The record is from RefSeq and is a predicted model, not a curated record. The transcript has a single exon.